Laccaria bicolor S238N-H82 is the source of this 1611-nucleotide messenger RNA. RefSeq lists its product as uncharacterized. The record is from RefSeq and is a predicted model, not a curated record. Gene Ontology annotation, cellular component: mitochondrion. Bases 1 to 1611 code for a protein of 536 amino acids. The transcript has 8 exons. Gene Ontology annotation, molecular function: 2 iron, 2 sulfur cluster binding; 2-methylcitrate dehydratase activity. NCBI's taxonomy places the organism in Eukaryota, Fungi, Basidiomycota, Agaricomycetes, Agaricales, Hydnangiaceae.
AUGUUGACAAAAGCAGUUCGGGCCACUCUGCCCCUCAAUUGCCGCCGUAUCUCCGUUCCCGCGGUCCGCACCCUCAGCUUGCUUGCAUCUCCACGCCGUUCCGUUCCGGGUGCUCGGCAUUCGAUUGUCCCUAGCACCGUCUCUUCGUCUUUUUCUCGUCCAAUGUCGUCCGGCCACGGUGGAGAGUCUACCCUUCGUCCAGAACCCGACAAGGUUUUGCAGGACAUCGCAGACUAUGUCCACGGCUACAAAAUAAACUCAGAUUUGGCUUAUGAGACUGCCAGGCUUUGCCUCAUCGACACUAUUGGUUGUGGUCUCGAAGCCCUUCGUUUCCCAGAAUGUACCAAGUUGCUUGGUCCCGUCGUCGAAGGAACCGUUGUUCCGAAUGGAACCCGCGUGCCGGGGACUAAUUAUCAACUCGAUCCAAUUCGUGGUGCUUUUAAUAUUGGAGCAAUAAUUCGUUGGCUCGAUUUCAAUGACUGCUUUUUGGCUGCAGAGUGGGGUCACCCUUCUGACAACCUCGGUGCCAUCCUCGCUGUCGCGGAUCAUCUUGCCCGUCAAGGCCAGCCUCUCAAGGUCCAUGACGUAUUGGAAGCUAUGAUCAAGGCACACGAGAUCCAAGGCUCCAUUGCUCUACUCAACUCGUUCAACAGGGUUGGCCUUGAUCAUGUGGUCCUCGUCAAGGUUGCUUCCACCGCCGUUGUGUCCAAGCUUCUUGGGCUUAACCGUGAUCAAACCAUUGACGCGGUUUCUCAAGCUUGGGUUGACGGCCAGUCUCUGCGCACAUACCGUCAUGCUCCCAACACCGGCCCGCGCAAAGCGUGGGCCGCAGGCGAUGCCUGCUCUCGUGCUGUCAACCUCGCCUUGAUGGUCAAGAAGGGUGAAAAGGGUUUACCGUCCGUUCUGACCGCCAAGACCUGGGGAUUCUACGAUGUUCUGUUCAAGGGUAAACCAUUUGAGUUCCAAAUCCCGUAUGGGUCGUAUAUUAUGGAGAACGUCCUUUUCAAAAUCUCCUUCCCCGCGGAGUUCCACGCGCAGACGGCCGUCGAGGCAGCCCACAUAAUCCACAAAAAACUCAAAGACCUUGGCAAGACCGCUGAAGACAUUAAGAGUGUCAGAAUUCGCACUCAAGAAGCUGCUAUCAGGAUUAUCGAUAAGCAAGGUCCUUUGGACAACUUUGCAGAUCGCGACCAUGCCAUCAACUAUAUGGUAGCAUAUCCCCUCAUUUUCGGCGAGCUCACUUCUGAGAGCUACACCGAUGCAUCCGCCGCCGAUCCUCGCAUAGAUGCCCUCCGGGCUAAGAUCUACUGUGUAGAGGAACAGAAAUUCAGCGUUGAAUACCACGAGCCUUCCAAGCGAUCUAUCGGCAAUGCCCUUCUGGUCGAACUCAACGAUGGAACGGUCCUCGAUGAAGUCGAGAUUGAGUACCCCGUGGGUCACAAGAGGAGAAGGGCGGAAGGCACUCCCUUGUUGAUUAAUAAAUUCAAACGGCAUAUCUCGUACCACUAUGACGAGGUCCACCAAAAGAAGAUUCUGGACACUGUGUCCGACGCUUCUUCCCUGGAAAGAAUGCCUGUUGAUAAAUUUACAGACUUGUUCGUUAAGGCGUAG